Messenger RNA from Aegilops tauschii subsp. strangulata, 576 nucleotides. Lineage: Eukaryota; Viridiplantae; Streptophyta; Magnoliopsida; Poales; Poaceae. The record is from RefSeq and is a predicted model, not a curated record.
AUGGCGAAGCGGGGGGGCACGGGGAGGCAGCUGCGGCGGCCGAAGACGGCGCAGCAGCUUCGCGAGCACGGGGAGGGGUCGGACCCGGUGAGCACGGCGGCCGGUAGGGCGCACACGUGGGACGUGGGUGGCUGUAGCAGCAAGCAGCGCCAGCGGCGGCGGCAGCAGGCGCAACUGGCAGGGAGGGAGCGUCUGCAAGCGAGUGCAGACGCGGGCGACGACGAGCGAGUGCAGUGGGGGGAGGGGGCGCGGACGAGCGCGCGCUGCGGGUGGAAGGGCUCGGCGGUGCGGGGACGUGCGCGCGGGGGCGAAGUAGUGCAGCCGCAGCAGUCUGCGGGAGCGGGCGACGGGAACGGUCAGAGAGGAGGAGAGGGAGGUCGUGGCCUCACCGGGGUUGUAGGGCACGGGGCAGUGGGGCGUGGGGAGGACGACGGGGACGACGGCGUCGGAGACGGGGAGGCAGCUCGGCGAUGUGGCAUGGUCGAGGCAGGGUUCCGGGCGACGGCGACGUGGUCCAGCAGCGUCGGGGGCGGCGAGGCCUGGUGUAGGCCGUCGUGGGAGGAGACGAGGAGGUGA